Molecule: messenger RNA, 3964 nt
Organism: Oncorhynchus nerka (sockeye salmon)
Lineage: Eukaryota; Metazoa; Chordata; Actinopteri; Salmoniformes; Salmonidae
Product: serine-rich coiled-coil domain-containing protein 1-like
Exons: 10
Coding region: 235-3063 (942 amino acids)
Source: RefSeq, a predicted model, not a curated record
GAGGAUGAGAGACAUUCCACGUCAUUGAGGUGCACUUGUGCGAUAUAUAUAUAUAUAUAUAUAUUAAUAGUUUAGCUAUUUCCGUAAGAUUUUCAUGCGUUUGCACACCAUGGUUAAGUUAAUAUUGAAUCAUUAGAGAUUUAAUUAUAUUCAGACCAGCUUCGUCUUUCACUGAAAGGAGCGGCCUGGACAUUGGAAUUCAGCUGAAGAGUGACUGACUGCUGCUUAACCUUGAUGGGCGAAUCAGGGUCGUGCCGCUCCACGCUCGUCUCCAGGCUGCCCAUCUUCAGGAGGAGCUUGAGUAAGAGGCAGGACUCGUUGCCCUCCUCCCCGUCCUCAGGCGGCGUGGGCAAUGGCGUCCACACCUCGUCCCCCUCCAGCACCAACUCUAGCAACAGCAGCACGGGCAAACGUCGCAGCCUGUUCCGCACGCCCUCCAUCCGCUUCAGCAGCAAGAGGAACAGCGAACCACCACGCAUCCAGACCCCUCCGCUAGAUCCAGCCCAGGACUCUAACGGCAGCCAGGCCAACCCUCAGAUGGGCUUUCACGAUGGCGCUGGGCCUCCACGGGCCAAGACGCGGCACUCAUUUGGCUUCGGUGGCCACCGGCAGAAGAAGAUCACCCGCUCGCAGACAGAGGACUUUGAAAAGGUGUCUUCCAAUAGGAAUGUGUUCAUCAAAUGCAUCAGCUCAGCUACCAAUGAGGGAGACGACUCUGGGUUUCUGGAAGACUACAGCGGCGGCAGCAAACGCUCAUCCAGGCAGAAGAAACAGCUGCUGCCCAAGUCAUUCUCUGCACACCACCGCUUCUCCAAGAACUCUGAGCAGUGCAAGACCCCAGAGGUGAACAUAGAGCCCCCAGCGUCCGGGGGUACCCUGGGCUCGUGGCCAGGCGAGCUGCUGGGGGAGAGCUCCCUGCAGUCGCCCAUGCUGUCUGAGGACCACACCACAGCCCGCACACCCUCUGAGUUUAAUGUCCCCAUCACAGAGGACACUGUGUCCGAGGUGGAUGCGCUACCCGCACCCAGCCCAGCCGACCCACCAGACAGCAACUUCAGCCAUGUCGUCUCUACAUCCCAAGUGUUCUUCACGCCUGCCCAAGCUGCCACAGACAAGCCCCCCCUGCUAGACACCAGCACAGCCAACACCACGGAGUGUGAGACUGCAAUUCCUGUCACAGGGCCAGCAACAGCUGCAACAACACCAAUGCCACCGCAACAACAACAAUCACAGGAAUAUAAGGAAGAGGGGGAAGAGGAGAAGGAGGAUAUGCCGGUGGUGGAGGAAGAGGUGAGACCAGAGCAGACGGAGACUAGUGAGAGCGAGGCAGGCCCAGUGCGUAGUAAAGGCUACCAUUCCAAUCCAGAGCAGUCUGAGAGGAGGUCCAGGAACUCUGUACUCAUCCAGGAACCAGGGAAGGGAGCGUGCUGCGAUAGACAUGAACUCAGAUCAUGCCACUUGAGGAAACCCCACACAGUGUCCAUGUGCAGCAGCGGCGCCAGUCCCUACCAUGAAGUGAUACGCAUGGAGCGCCGGCUCCGCUCCUCCUCGGAAGGGGCUGGGGUGCCGCGGCGGCUCCACCUCAACCUCAAAGAGCCCCACAGCGCCACCGAGGGUAACGUCCUGCUCAGAAAGAGGAACAACUCAUCCUCCUCCAAGCUGGGCAGCCUGGACCUACUGAACAACCUGGGUUCCUCUGAGCUGGAUGAGGAUGACCUGAUGUUGGACCUGGAGCUCUCUGAUGACCAACGCCAGCGUCACGUAUUCCGAGAGGACUCCAGUCAGUCCCUGUCCUCCUGCCUGAGCCUGCUGCACUCCCGCUUUGAGCCCUCUGGAGACGGGAUUCCUGGCAGGGAGCCCUUUGGAGACGGGAUUCCUGGCAGGGAGCCCUCUGAUAACAGGAUCCUUGGCAGGGAGCCCUCUGGAGACGGGAUCCUUGGCAGGGAGCCCUCUGGAAACAGGAUCCUCGGCAGGGAGCCCUCUGGAGACGGGAUUCCUGGCAGGGAGCCCUCUGGAAACAGGAUACUCGACAGGGAGCCCUCUGGAAACAGGACCCUCGGCAGGGAGCCCUCUGGAGACGGGAUCCCUAGCAGGGAGCCCAGAGGCGCCACCGCCCACAGGGAGCCGAACCGGCCCACUACCCUGCUGCCUGCUGACUGGUGCCUGGGCCGGGAGGACGAGGCCCCGGGGCUAGAGGCACUGCCCCUUAGGCUGAUGCAGCAAGACUGCACCUCCGUCAAGACCCUGUUGCUGCGCCUCCGGAGGACCCUGCAGGAGAGCACUGACACAAGCCCUGCAAGCAUCCUUCAUUCUCUCCCCAUCAGCCCUUGUAGUGAGAAGUCACUGCCCCUCAAGGAGCCGGGGAGGGAAGAGGCUCUGGUGCUGCAGCUGAGGGAGAAGGACGAGCUGAUCCUCCAACUGCAGGCUGAACUGGAGAGUGCCAAAGCUGCCCUGAAAUCCAUCUGCCAAAAAGCUGACAGAACCACGCAGACAGACCGCCCUGGAUCAGAGACCAUCCAUCCCAGCCGGGCAACAAGCCAAAACAGUACCAGCACAAGAGACAGAAGGCCGGCACGGUCUCUCAUCGAGGACCAAUACAGCCGUACGACGGCAGAACACUCCACUUCCAGCGAUGAGAGCCACUGCCCAGCCCUGUCGUCCAGUGGCCCCGGGGGAGGCAGGGACCAUGCAGGACCCCCGAGGAGACCAGAAGGGGCUCUGACCUCAUCAGAGGUAGGGGCUCUCAGGAGAAUCGACUACCCAGCCAGCCAGAUCCCCCGGGCGGUGGGGGUGGGGACUGCGGUAUGGGGCAGCAGCUCCAGCCUCCAGAGCCGAGGCAGUCCCUGCCGCAGCAGCCUCUCCUCAGACAGCGAGAGAGCCCCGGUACCUAUCCCUUGCCAGCCUUCUCUCUCCACCUCAUCUUCCUCUUCCUCCUUCACGGGCCGCCUGGGUCAGCCUCCCAGAGGCCCCCUUUCCCUGCACAUGUACAGCCGCAAGAACGUCUUCCUGCAGCACUCACUUUACACUGCCGAACUGCAGGCCCUGGCCCAACACGACGGCUAAGGCACUGGGGUCGUGCGCACACACACACGCGCACGCACACAACCACUCAGACUUACACACACACAUACACACACCUUUCACUUUCCCCAUAUCCCCUAAAACAUAUAAUAUAAUGGACACAUCACCAUCUGAAUCAUGGAAGUGAAAGUCAUCUCCGGAAUUCACCUAACAACCAGUGUCCUCAACCAUCAACUUCCAAUCAACUUGACUUUAGCUCAAAUCCUACCCAUUUCUUACAUUUCAUUCAUCUCAACCCUAGCUGUCAGUCUUUCCCAUCCCUGAGCAGAGUAUGCUGUAACAGACACUAUCCUGUACCCACCAUCUAGAUCACAGUUACACGAUCAUCCAAGCAUACCUCUAGACUCACAGAACCUCGGAAGGUACAUGUCUGUGUGGUACUGUGCAUUUGACCACUUUGACAUAUUAAAAGGUUGAUAGAUGUGCUCACUUGAACACACACACCAGUCUGCCCGCCAGCCAGUCUGCCAGUCAGUCAGCCAGCCAGUCUGCCAGUCAGUCAGCCAGUGUUCACAUGGCACUCGUCAGUCUAAACACCUUAGAUCAGCACUAAAUGAUGAGCGUUGGCUGACAGCUGCUUAUGCCCACACACACACACUGCUAUUACACCCUAACAUGGAGACACUCCACUCCCCUCUCAGCUCUAACACUACAGGGAAUGAACUCAUGUGAACGUUACACUUUUGUCAGCAUAGCUGAACAUGGCCAAUCCAUGCUGCUCAUUGCACUGACAAUGUGACUGACAUCCUUCUCAUAUUUGCCAAAUCCUGUCAAAGAUCCCAACUCUGAUUUCUGACACAGACAGUCAGUCCAAUUUAAGGGAGUUUCAUUCAUUAACCUUUUAAUAAUUGCAUGCUUUUUAAGAUUAUAUACACAUUUAAAU